AAUUCGAAACUUCGAGAGCUCGAGAUUCAGAUGUUUCAGUCUCGGUUUCACUAAAUCCAAAGAAAUUAAUAUAAGCUCAAUUAAAAAUCUUUUAACAACUGUCGCAUUUUAAAUACAUUAAUCGAUCAAUUACUGGAGUGCGGAGUAACGAGACGAUUUUCAAGUGUUCUUCACGUGCUUUAUACAAUAUUAAAGAAUUACAUCAUCAGUUUUCGUGAUAGAAUAAUAGAAAAGAUGGGGAACACAGUGACAUCAGCAACAGUCUUAGCAGCAGAUUCAAUUACUCAAGUACCUCAAUCAAGUACAAGCAAGUAUCCUCACCCUCACAAGACAUUUGAGGGUUCACCUCCUCCAGAAUGUCCGAUGCAUCAGAAAUCCGUCGAACAGUCCCAGAAAUACACGAGUGAGUGUCCGAUUGACCACAUGGACCUCAACGAAAUAAAUCCCUUGAAUAUGAUGCCAGCUGGAAAUCAAAAUCCAGCUCCAGAUCAACCAUUCAAACUGCCAACAGACAGACAAGUCUCUUCGAUUCCCAAAGCGACCGGAGAAGGCGAAUUCUGGGUUUAUCCGUCACAACAGAUGUUUUGGAAUGCAAUGCUGAGGAAGGGCUGGCGUUGGAAGGAUGAGGAUGUCAAACCAAAGGAUAUGGAGGAUAUUAUAAAAAUUCAUAAUGCUAACAACGAACAGGCCUGGCAGGAAGUUCUCAAGUGGGAGGCCCUUCAUGCCAGGGAUUGUGGAGAACCAAAAUUGAAGAGCUUUGGGGGUAAAGCUAAGGAUUUUUCACCUCGUGCUAAAAUACGUCAUUGGAUGGGAUAUGAAUUACCUUUUGAUCGUCACGAUUGGAUCGUCGACCGAUGUGGAAAAGACGUGAGGUAUAUCAUUGAUUAUUACGAUGGUGGAGCUGUCGAUGCCAAAUACAAAUUUGCACUGCUGGAUGUGAGGCCUGCUAUGGAUUCGUUCGAUAAUAUCUGGGAUAGAAUGAAGGUCGCUUACUGGAGAUGGAGAUUCAGCGCUGAGAUUGAACAGGAGCAGCAGAAAGCUUCUUAAUUCUGCUCAACUUAACAAUUUGACUGUUAUAUGAUAUUUUAUUAUUAAUGAAAAUAACGAAACACGACGAUUGAGUGGAGAAUACUCGGCAUUAAUUCUUCUAUUAAAAAAAAAUAGUAAGGAGUUAAAUCGUUGGAGUUGAUCUGAGAAAUCUGCAUCUGUUGUUAUUCAUUACGAGAGUAGAAAAAUUUAUGUUUAAUAUCAUCCAUUAACAUUGCAUAUUUAGCAAUGAAAAACAAUCAUGUCAAGCCCGAAUUUUUUUCGCUCCCCAAGCGACUUCGAAUCGGGUUACCGCGAUUUGUCUGUUAAUUAAUAUAAAAAUGCUGUUGACAAGUUGUGAAGUGAUUAGAGAUAAGAGAUAUACGAAGAUAUUUGAAAAAAAAAUGGGUUGAAAAUAAUUUAAACACUUUGAGAUAGCAACGUUCAUCAAUUUGGCAAUUAUCAUUAGUCAAUACACAGUAUUUAUUAAUAAUAAACAAUUUAAAAUUCGUGAACAA
Messenger RNA from Fopius arisanus, 1544 nucleotides. It is a transcript of the gene Cchl, whose product is annotated as Cytochrome c heme lyase. Gene Ontology annotation, biological process: cytochrome c-heme linkage. The coding region runs from base 235 to 1047 and encodes 270 amino acids. Gene Ontology annotation, molecular function: holocytochrome-c synthase activity. The record is from RefSeq and is a predicted model, not a curated record. Lineage: Eukaryota; Metazoa; Arthropoda; Insecta; Hymenoptera; Braconidae. Gene Ontology annotation, cellular component: mitochondrion. The transcript has 2 exons.